UGAGUUACUUGAAUGGAGUUUCCUUUAUAACUUGGAGCUUGAGACAGAGCAAAACACAAAUGGUUGAGACAAAGCUCGAUCUGAUCUCAUGUUUCGAUUCUGACUAUGUUUGAUUUAGGUGUCUGAGGAGAGAGUGUGGUGUUAUUGAUAAGAGUGUGAGGAGUGGAAGUAACAGAAAACAUGAACAACAGUGGUGGAGGGACUAUGAUGGGUUUGAGCAAUGGUUACUAUGGGAGAUCGCCAUUCACAGUGUCUCAGUGGGAGGAACUGGAACACCAAGCUUUGAUCUUCAAGUACAUGCUUGCGGGUCUUCCUGUGCCUCAGAAUCUGGUGCUCCCCAUUCAGAAGAGCUUCAAUUCUAUACCACAUGCCUUCUUUCAUCAUCCCACAUUGAGUUACUGUUCCUUCUAUGGGAAGAAGGUGGACCCAGAGCCAGGGAGAUGUAGGAGGACUGAUGGAAAAAAAUGGAGGUGCUCCAAGGAAGCAUACCCAGACUCCAAGUACUGUGAGCGCCAUAUGCACCGUGGCCGCAACCGUUCAAGAAAGCCUGUGGAAUCACAAACUAUGACUCAAUCCUCUUCAACUGUCACAACACUUGAUGUCACUGGUGGCAGUGGAAGCAGUAGAACUGUAAACUUCCAAAACCUUCCUGCAAAUGCUGUUGGUAAUCUCCAGAGUACUGAUUCUGUAACUGACCAUACCAGUUAUCAUCUAGAUUCCAUUCCUUAUGCCAUCCCAAGUAAAGAAUACAGGUAUCUUCAAGGACUUAAAUCUGAGGGUGGUGAACAUAUCUUCUUUUCUGAAGCUUCGGGAAGCAGCAAAGUUCUCCAAAUGGAGUCACAACAGCUGGAAGACACAUGGUCUUUGAUGUCUAACAAUGUUGCCUCUUUUUCUACGUCAAAAUCAAGCAACGAUUCCCUGUUGCAUAGUGAUUACCCUCAAAACUCGUUUUUAUCUGGUGAAUAUGCAUCAGAAGAGAACCUGAAGGAGGAGGGUCAGUCUCUUCGACCCUUUUUCAAUGAAUGGCCAAAAGGCAGGGAUUCAUGGUCUUGUCUGGAAGAUGAGAGAUCUAACCAAGCAGCUUUCUCCACAACUCAACUUUCAAUAUCCAUUCCCAUGUCUUCUGAUAUCUCUGCAACGAGCUCUCAGUCCCCACAUGGUGAGAAUGAGAUUCAAUUUCGGUAAAAAUUUAGCUUCUAAACAUGGAUUAGCUGUUCUUGUAAUUAUACUGUUGCAGAUAAUUAAAAGCAGUCUUUGAAAUGUUAAUGAAAGGAU
This is a messenger RNA of Vigna radiata var. radiata (mung bean), 1275 nucleotides long. RefSeq names its product growth-regulating factor 1. Bases 181 to 1185 code for a protein of 334 amino acids. The record is from RefSeq and is a predicted model, not a curated record. Gene Ontology annotation, biological process: regulation of DNA-templated transcription; developmental process; DNA-templated transcription. Lineage: Eukaryota; Viridiplantae; Streptophyta; Magnoliopsida; Fabales; Fabaceae. Gene Ontology annotation, molecular function: ATP binding. Gene Ontology annotation, cellular component: nucleus. The transcript has 3 exons.